Messenger RNA from Volvox carteri f. nagariensis, 312 nucleotides. RefSeq lists its product as uncharacterized. The record is from RefSeq and is a predicted model, not a curated record. The transcript has 2 exons. The coding region runs from base 1 to 312 and encodes 103 amino acids. NCBI's taxonomy places the organism in Eukaryota, Viridiplantae, Chlorophyta, Chlorophyceae, Chlamydomonadales, Volvocaceae.
AUGACCGAGGCCCCACCCCUGGCGCUAGCCAGGUUCCUCUCGGAAGUCUGGGAGACCCUGCACGCUGCUCUAAGGCGCUUCGUGCUCAAGCGGACGAGGGAGGACGAUGAUGGUCCACCACGUAACCGCACUAAUACCAAUCUACCGUCCAUGUGCCCCCCGGCUUUCAUGGACAUCCUCGCAGUUGUGCGGAACUUGUACCCUGUACCUUAUAGAGGCCAGCUAGAGGCCACCUGGACUGCUGCGGCUGCUGCUAGCGGCUGUUCUUUUACUGUUUCCCCUGUUUAUAAAGCUCGUCCCAACUACCACUGA